Messenger RNA from Aspergillus homomorphus CBS 101889, 611 nucleotides. RefSeq lists its product as uncharacterized. The coding region runs from base 91 to 486 and encodes 131 amino acids. The record is from RefSeq and is a predicted model, not a curated record. Lineage: Eukaryota; Fungi; Ascomycota; Eurotiomycetes; Eurotiales; Aspergillaceae. The transcript is spliced from 2 exons.
AGCGACUCCAUCCAUGGAAACCAAACCUAGUGAUCUACUCGACUAGAUACUACCUACGUACGUACGUACGUUCAUUGCUGUGCAGAGCUCAUGCUGCUGAUGUUGCUGCCUACUUUUGCUUCCUUCCCGUCAAUUGUAUACGUCGUGUCUACACAUAGGUACUGCCAUCUCUGUUCCCCAGCAACUCCUCUUGUACACCGUCACCUUCAUCUCAAGCAGUCAGUCAGUCUUCUCUCUUCAUCUCAGCCACCACCGACUCAUCUUCAUCCUGGACGCCUCAACGACUCUAGUCUCUCCACCAGGUUCCAGCCCCAGAGACCAUUGGCUCCACUCCCGAUGGUCCAUUCGCGCGCUUUUCUCCCCCACCCUGAAAAGGAAAAAAAAAAAAAAAAAAAAAAAAAGGAACCUGGAACCUUUUCAUGGCUGCUCCGUCUUUUGGCUGCCGCCAUCCACAGCCUGCGUUUGAGAUGCUCCGCUCCGUCAUGAAUGCUUUAAAUUCCAUCUUUCAUUAUUAUUCUCGCGUCUUACUGCUCGCUGCUGCUCGCUUCAUCCAUAAUCCAAAUGCUUCCUUUAUGCUCGGUCAUCUUCGAAUGAGAACGCCCCCCCCGGUC